Molecule: messenger RNA, 813 nt
Organism: Bacillus rossius redtenbacheri
Lineage: Eukaryota; Metazoa; Arthropoda; Insecta; Phasmatodea; Bacillidae
Gene: Ubc7
Product: ubiquitin-conjugating enzyme E2 G2
Exons: 5
Coding region: 105-614 (169 amino acids)
Cellular component (GO): endoplasmic reticulum; cytosol
Source: RefSeq, a predicted model, not a curated record
UGUUUUCGUGUCUUUUUUUUUUUUAACAAAACAAUGAUUGUAUGUUUUUCGAGGUUCAAAUGACAUUUUAUUUUUACAUCCUUGAAGAAUAAUUGGUUGCAGUGAUGGCUGGAUCAGCAUUACGGAGAUUAAUGGCUGAAUAUAAGCAGUUAACCUUGAAUCCACCAGAAGGAAUCAUUGCAGGCCCUAUUAAUGAAGAAAACUUUUUUGAAUGGGAAGCACUCAUAACGGGCCCGGAAGGGACGUGUUUUGAAGGCGGUGUGUUCCCCGCCAAGCUGAUAUUUCCCCCGGACUACCCCCUCAGCCCCCCCAAGAUGCAGUUCACGUGCGAGAUGUUCCACCCCAACAUCUACUCAGACGGCAGGGUGUGCAUCUCGAUCCUGCACGCGCCGGGUGAUGAUCCAAUGGGUUACGAGUCCAGUGCGGAGCGUUGGAGUCCUGUGCAGAGCGUGGAGAAGAUUCUUCUGUCCGUUGUUAGCAUGUUAGCCGAACCAAACGAUGAAAGUGGAGCAAAUGUGGAUGCUGCGAAGAUGUGGAGAGAGGACAGACAGGAGUUCAACAGAAUAGCAGAGAGAAUAGUGAGGAAAACCCUAGGUCUUCCCCCACCUCCAUGAGACAACGUGGACUCGUUUUAUGCUCCAAUCAUCUUUUAAUUGACCAUUCUUGCACUUGGCUUCAUGGGAUCAUGAGAUGACUGAUCUGAUUGCCAUCCCGUCAGAGGAUAACAGUUGUGUACAUAAAUAAUAAACCUGGUGAUUUAUGCAAUGUGUUUGUAAAUAUUUCCUAAUUACAUUAAAAAAUAUGUACAAAGAA